This is a messenger RNA of Geodia barretti, 1382 nucleotides long. The record is from the annotation of a GenBank genome assembly. Lineage: Eukaryota; Metazoa; Porifera; Demospongiae; Tetractinellida; Geodiidae.
AUUAUAACCGCGACACGUCCGUUUCCCCGAUCAAACGAGACAGCGACACGAGAAAGAAAGGAGUUGCCUGUUAGGAGUCAAUUGGAAGCUAGAACGCCAUGACCAGCUUGUGGGAAACGAGCAAGAAGAACGUCUUCAACAAUCCGGUCUUCCCAGGGAAGCAGGAGAGGCGAAAUCGCCUGCGCCAGCGGCUCUGGAAGCGACCAGAAUAGCUGCGAGUUUGGCUCGGCCAAGUACUACGCCAUCUGCGGGUUUGGAGGAAUCUUGAGCUGCGGACUCACGCACACGGCACUGGUACCUCUGGAUCUGGUGAAAUGCAGGAUCCAGGUGAGCCUCUAGCCCACAGAGCUGGUAAAUGGCUGGUGUGAGACACACACAAGAGGUCCAUUGACCUCAGUCUGUGUGUCUAACACGCCACUGUACAAGGAGCAGUGUGGACCCGGCCAAGUACCGCAACAUGUUCCAGGCCCUGCGCCUCACGGCCUCUGAGGACGGAGUACGAGCUCUCGCCAGAGGGUGGGCCCCCACUCUUUUUGGCUAUUCCAUGCAAGGCCUCUUCAAGUUCGGCUUCUACGAAGUCUUCAAAAUAUUCUACGCCAACAUGUUGGGAGAGGAAAAGACGUACACGUAUCGUACCAUGCUCUACCUGGCUGCCAGUGCUAGUGCCGAGUUCUUUGCCGACAUUGCUCUCUCUCCCAUGGAGGCUGUAAAGGUCAGAGUCCAGACAGGCAUCGGCUGGGGCCACACCCUCCGGGAGUGCGCUCCAAAACUCUACAAAGAAGAAGGCCUGGGAGGGUUCUACAAGGGCCUGCCUCCACUGUGGCUGCGCCAGAUCCCUUACACCAUGAUGAAGUUUGCAGCUUUCGAAAGAACAGUGGAGUUCCUCUACAAGCACGUGGUCCCAGUCCCGCGAGACCAGAUGAGCAAACAGGCUCAACUGGUUGUCACCUUCGCAGGAGGCUACAUUGCCGGGAGUGUUCUGUGCCCUCGUCAGCCACCCAGCCGACACCGUUGUCAGUAAACUCAACUCGGAGGCUGGGAGCACUGCAGUGCAGGCUGCAAGGGACCUUGGCAUGAAAGGUAUAUAGUACACAGCGAAAGCUCUGAAUUAGGGGCACCUCAUAGGGACAUUGCAUGUGUCCUUUAUUCAGAGGUAUCAUAGUAUAGAGACAAUACCAAGUGUCAUUUAUUCGGAGGAUCAUUUUUCAGAGGUUGCACUGUGCAGCUUUUCCUAACCAGUGGCAUCACAAUGUGUGUACAUGUGACACCCUGCAGGGCUGUGGAAGGGUCUGGGGCCCCGUAUCCUGAUGAUCGGGACACUGACUGCUCUCCAGUGGUUCAUCUAUGACACAGUGAAGGUGCUGUUCCGUCUGCCCCGCCCA